Messenger RNA from Condylura cristata (star-nosed mole), 8427 nucleotides. RefSeq names its product Rho GTPase activating protein 26 (gene ARHGAP26). The coding region runs from base 348 to 2630 and encodes 760 amino acids. The record is from RefSeq and is a predicted model, not a curated record. NCBI's taxonomy places the organism in Eukaryota, Metazoa, Chordata, Mammalia, Eulipotyphla, Talpidae. The transcript is spliced from 23 exons. Gene Ontology annotation, molecular function: protein binding; GTPase activator activity. Gene Ontology annotation, cellular component: cytoplasm. Gene Ontology annotation, biological process: signal transduction.
GAGAGGGCGCUAGAGGUUGCCGGAGAGCGAACCCGCCAAGGAGGCGGGGAGGCGGUGGACGCACUAUCUUGCCUGCUAGCUCGCUUCCCGGCACCGCUGCGGGUCCGCGGCUGAGCUUCCUGCUUGCCAGCCUCUCCUUUGCGCGCCACCAGAGCAACCGCCCAUCGACUGGGUCCCAGCUCGGUUGGGUAGUCUUGCGCACCGCGGACACAGCGCGGAGGGCGAGCCAGCGCCACACCUGUGGAGCCGGCGGUGUCGGGGGUCCGGCCGUGGUCCCCUCGCGUGCGGACUGAGGGCCAGCUGGGCCCUGGGGGAGGCGCGCCCCCCGACUGGGCACCGCGGGCACCAUGGGACUCCCCGCGCUCGAAUUUAGCGACUGCUGCCUCGACAGCCCGCACUUCCGAGAGACUCUCAAGUCGCACGAAGCGGAGCUGGACAAGACUAAUAAAUUUAUCAAGGAGCUCAUCAAGGACGGGAAGUCACUCAUCACCGCACUCAAAAAUUUGUCUUCGGCCAAGAGGAAAUUUGCAGAUUCCUUAAAUGAAUUUAAAUUUCAGUGCAUAGGUGAUGCAGAAACAGAUGAUGAAAUGUGUAUAGCAAGGUCCUUGCAGGAGUUUGCCACUGUUCUCAGGAAUCUGGAAGACGAACGGAUACGGAUGAUUGAGAAUGCCAGUGAGGUGCUUAUCACUCCUUUGGAGAAGUUUCGCAAGGAGCAGAUUGGGGCUGCCAAGGAGGCCAAAAAGAAGUAUGACAAGGAAACAGAGAAGUAUUGCGGCAUCUUAGACAAGCACUUGAAUCUGUCUUCUAAAAAGAAAGAAGCUCAGCUUAUGGAGGCGGACAGCCAAGUGGACCAUGUCCGGCAGCGUUUCUAUGAAGUUUCCCUGGAGUAUGUCUUCAAGGUGCAGGAAGUGCAAGAGAGGAAGAUGUUUGAGUUUGUGGAGCCUCUACUGGCAUUUUUGCAAGGACUCUUCACUUUCUAUCACCAUGGUUAUGAACUGGCCAAGGACUUCGGUGACUUCAAGACACAGUUGACGAUUAGCAUACAGAAUACAAGAAAUCGCUUUGAAGGCACCAGGUCAGAAGUGGAAUCACUAAUGAAGAAGAUGAAGGAGAAUCCACUGGAGCACAAGACCAUCAGUCCCUACACUAUGGAAGGGUACCUGUACGUUCAGGAGAAACGUCACUUUGGAACUUCUUGGGUGAAGCACUACUGUACAUACCAGCGGGAUUCCAAACAAAUCACCAUGGUACCAUUUGACCAAAAGUCAGGAGGAAAGGUGGGAGAAGAUGAGUCAGUCACCCUGAAAUCUUGCACACGGCGGAAAACAGACUCUAUUGAGAAGAGGUUUUGCUUUGAUGUAGAAGCAGUAGACAGGCCAGGGGUUAUCACCAUGCAGGCGAUGUCAGAAGAGGACCGGAGGCUCUGGAUGGAAGCCAUGGAUGGCCGGGAACCUGUCUACAACUCGAACAAAGACAGUCAGAGUGAAGGGUCUGCACAGUUGGACAGCAUUGGCUUCAGCAUAAUCAGGAAAUGUAUCCAUGCUGUGGAAACCAGAGGGAUCAAUGAACAAGGGCUCUACCGAAUUGUGGGGGUCAAUUCCAGAGUGCAGAAGCUGCUGAGUGUCCUGAUGGACCCCAAAACAGCUUCUGAAACAGAAAUGGAUAUUUGUGCUGAAUGGGAGAUCAAGACCAUUACUAGUGCUUUGAAGACCUACCUGAGAAUGCUUCCAGGACCACUCAUGAUGUACCAGUUUCAAAGAAGUUUCAUCAAAGCAGCAAAGCUGGAGAACCAGGAAUCUCGGGUCUCUGAAAUCCACAGCCUUGUUCAUCGGCUUCCAGAGAAAAAUAGGCAGAUGUUACAGCUUCUUAUGAACCACUUAGCAAAUGUUGCUAACAACCACAAGCAGAAUCUGAUGACUGUGGCAAACCUCGGGGUAGUAUUUGGACCCACCCUCCUGCGGCCUCAAGAAGAAACAGUGGCAGCCAUCAUGGAUAUCAAAUUUCAGAACAUUGUCAUUGAGAUCCUCAUAGAAAAUCAUGAAAAGAUAUUUAACACCGUGCCUGACAUGCCUCUCACCAACGCCCAGCUGCACCUGUCCCGGAAGAAGAGCAGUGACUCCAAACCUCCGUCCUGCAGUGAGAGGCCCCUGACGCUCUUCCACACUGUGCAGUCCACAGAGAAACAGGAACAAAGAAACAGCAUCAUCAACUCCAGUUUGGAAUCUGUUGUCUCAUCAAAUACAAAUAGCAUCCUUAAUUCCAACAACAGCUUACAGCCCAACAUGAACUCCAGUGAUCCCGACCUGGAUGUGCUCAAGCCCACACGGCCCAACUCACUCCCCCCGAAUCCAAGCCCAACUUCACCCCUCUCGCCAUCUUGGCCCAUGUUCUCGGCGCCAUCCAGCCCUAUGCCCACCUCAUCCACGUCAAGCGACUCAUCCCCCAUCAGCACACCGUUCCGGAAAGCCAAAGCCUUGUAUGCCUGCAAAGCUGAACACGACUCAGAACUCUCAUUCACAGCAGGCACAGUCUUCGAUAAUGUUCAUCCAUCUCAAGAACCUGGCUGGUUGGAGGGGACUCUGAACGGAAAGACUGGCCUCAUCCCUGAGAACUACGUGGAGUUCUUCUAACCAUGGGCCCCGGCUGAACUGCUGAGCUUUCCAUGGUAUCCAUGACAACUGCUGAUUCCAAUGUUGGAGGCCACUUCUCUUUGCCACUGAGAAAUGGAGGGUGACUGACUCUGCUGCUCCCUGUCAAUACCAAUGUUUCUGUGAACAUUGGUGUCACCCAGCCUCAUAAUCAUCUCAGCUGACAUGUGGUGACACUGCCAGAAUCAGAAGUAAAUCAGCAGACGGCCGUUUGAUGUUGAUAACAGAGAGAAAGGUUUGCAAAACCAUUUCUCUUACUUAGCAUCUGAACUGGGAGAGUUCAUUCUGUCUCAGUAGUCAUCCAAAUCCCCAUCCUCCUGAAAAAGGAAGUAAGUGAGAUGUAAGUUGUCCCCCAAGAGCUUGCAGUAUAGCUGAAUCUGACAGGGCUGGGCAGUUGCUCUCAGACCUAAGCUGGGCCUACUGCUCUUGUUUACAGUGGACACUCUUUCUACCCCACCUCUAAAUACUUGAGACCCACAGCACUACAGAGGAUGGGCCUACUUGUUUGCAUGCAGGAUGGAGAGGGGUUAUAGCACUGUUUACAUAAGAUCCAAUCUCUCACCAUCUCUGAAGCAGCCGUUGGCCCAGCAUCAGCAGAAUUCAGUCCAGUCCUCUCAUGCAAGGGAAUGCACACACCCCACAUAACGCCCCCCCCCCCCAAGCUAGGAACUUCUCUGCCACUGAGGGCUGCUGUCACCCAGUAACCAUGGAAACUCAACCUACUCUAAAACCAAACCAAAAAAUGAUACACUCUUUGCAUGACAUAUUUUUUUCUUAUCCACCCCUCCCCACACUUCUUUGUGGUAGUUUUUUGAAUGGGUUUCUAACAACCUAAACUAGAAGAUUAAGGAAUUGGAAUGGUCUACUUGGGGCAAACAGAAGAACUACUAUUCUCUUCUGAGGAAUUUCAGCAGCACCAGGAUAUAUUUGGAGCAAACUCUAGUAACCUCAAAGGUAAAUUAUGUACAGGCUUAAUAUUUCUAUCAUUUCAUGCCAUCAGUAUUUGCUUUCUAGAAGGCAGUCUCCUGCCUUCCAUGGGUGACACCGUCCCUUUGACUCAUUCCCUCAUCACCUCUCAUUCACCUGCCCUGUUCCCUGCCAUUGCCUGCCUCUAGCUCAACACUGACCAAUCUCUUGGCUGUGAUCAGGGCUGCUGAGCACAGCUGCCCUGGAGUUUUCAGAGAGGAUUCCUGGGUUAAUCUAUGGCCUGUUGUUUGAAAGGAUAUGUAUAUGUUCCACCGCUGCAGUUCAGAAAAAGGAAGUUGUUUGUUAGGCUCUGAGAAAACAAGACUGAUAGUAUCAGCCAUUGCGAUUCAGGAAGGCACCAGAAGAUGGGGGCAUGAGAGGGAGAAUAGAUAGCUUCUGAGAAAGCAAAUUUCCUGGUCCAAAAGGGGCUUGGUUUUACAGGAGACACCACACUGGGUAAUUUUGGCCUGGACAUUUCAAAUUCACUUGACCAACUAAGAAUGGAGUCCUCAGUAUCUUCUGCAAUCUAAUGCCCUUUCAAGAGAGACUCUGAGUCCACAAUACACCACAAACAGAUGGAUUGUCAAGCUCCCCAGGAACUCCUGGGGAUGGCAACACCACUCCAGAGAGUGUUUCCUGUUUCUGGCAUUCCUCCUUAGGGAACUUUAAAGAGGAAAAGAAAAACUUGAAUUGUGUUGAAUUACUGUACUUUUACAUUUUUUUGAAAAGAUAAAUUUGUAAAUAGAGUGAUUUGAAAUACUAUAUGGCAAAGUUCUAUAUUUGAUAUUCUUUCAGCUAGUUGCUCCACACAUUUAAACUUUGAUUGCUAAACGGUAAUAAGAAUGAGAGCAGAAGCAAGGUUGAAGAGGGUCAGGAUCAUCCCCUCUGGCCUUGAGGAAGGAGAAGAUAUUUCUACAAACUGGUUCUUGUUGGUGGACACGGCACAUGGAUGGUCUUCAGUCUUCUUUAUCCAGAUGCAUUUUAGAGCAUUUUUUGGGCUUUGGAUUUGAAGAUGGAAAGAACACGUAAGUUCAAGCAGUGAGUUUUUCAAAGAAUUCCUACUUAUUAGCAAGAUGAAGCUCAGGAUUUAAAAUAGGUGGGGCAAGGGUUAGAUUUUUUUUUUCAUUUUUUUCUUCUCAGGUGUAUUUCUUGGUACCCUAAGAUAUCAAGACAGAAGGAGAUGGGAUAAUUGUGUGCUCCUUACAGCUAACUCUUUGCGUAUCUUCAAAGACUUUAUAAUUGAGGCCAGGCCAGUUUGCAAGUUGUGUAUAUGUCUAACUUCUAAGAAAAACUGGCUUCUUAGGAUCUCUAGUUCUUGAUCUGCUGCUGUUUCCCUUUCCCCUAAACAUGCUUAUGCCCUUUAUGUUCAUCUCAGAUUUACUAUAACCCCCAAUUAAGAGGGAAAGCCCCCAAAAGAGGGAUGGAGAUUGUACUUUAUAGCUGUAUAGGUGGUUUUAAAUUUAUAGGAGUCUAUCAUUGUGAUUCAGAUCCUGAGCUCAGGAUAAUACACCUCUUAUCAAGGGAUUCAAGGAGCAAGGGAGACAUUACCACUGGAUCAGGAAACAAGAAUUCAAAAUGUACAAGACCAAGGUAGUACUCAGGAAAGCCAUCAAGGAAAAUGCAAAGUGAAAGGUGCCAUAUGAACAGGCUUCACCUACUUCCUGUGGACUUCAAAUAGCUUGGGGACCUGUUCCGUGGUCAUGGAGAGAAGCACACUCACUUGUCAUUGUGCUUUCCAGAAGAAAUAAUGAAACAUAAUUCUUUUACACUUUUGACUUUGUGAAUAGUCACCUGCCCCCUGAGAACCUUCACUGGGCAUACAUAGAAGACUCCUCACUGAAGCAUACCUGUGGACACUUGGCUACAGCUUGACCACUUGGAAGCAAGUUGCGCUCUCCACAGUUGGCCCUGAUUUGAAGCCAAUGGGAAAUAGAGUUGCUGCCAAUGGGAAUAUUUAGGCCGACCCCUUCCCAGCCAGGCUGAGCGAGUGACAGAUGGCUCUGCUUCCCUUUCCCCAGCCAGCUCACCUCCUCCCUGUUAGCUACAGAACUGGAGCAACUGUUCAGAACAUGAGCCAACAAAUAGGAAGGAACUUGAAGACUAAAAUUAGAUUUUGCCCUCUCCACUCUCUGUGCCCCAAUCUUCAACUCCCUGGGUUUGAAUAGGGAACUUUGGGGCAGAUUAGGGGAAUGGCCUGGGUAUCAGAGUGGAAGGCUAUUUCCAGGAACCCUGAGCUUUCCAGGAACAUUGUGUUUCCUUUGUAAGGUCCUGGGAUCGGUUAGAUAUAUAUAGCCUAAAUCUUUGGGGAGUAUUAAGAUCUAUCUCUCAAUACUCCACAUAGUCACAGAAUUCUAUAGCUAAACAAUGCCAUGCUAUGAGAGAAUAAUUAGUAUGGAAUCCAACCCGACUAGUAAAUUCCUGACUUGCCCAAGAAUAAUGAAGUCUUUUCCAAAUUUACAUGUAAACAAAUAGGGAUGGCCUUUUAUAGCACAGCUUCCCUAGUACCCAAGAAUUGGCAUCAGUUUUUAACUUAAUGUUUUAGUAUUUCUAUAGCCAACAUGUGUUUUCUUCCAUUAGAACAAACUGUCUUUUUCAACAUAAUUUCAGCUCAUCCCCUUUUGGUGAGUACUUUUGGGUUAGAGGGGCAAAGAGAAAGUGAAAAUGAGCAGGCAGGUAUUAGCAAACUGACAUUUGACAGCCAUAAGCCCUGCUAAUGACAGGCUUCACCAGGACUCUGGCUGUGCGAUAUCUGCGGCUAAAAGGGAAGUUCUAUAAGUUGAGUUUUCUGAGAAGAUCUAGGAAACAACAACCCCCAUGACAUCAAAAUAUCUGUCCUGAGAAGAGAGGCUUGAAAAGCACACCUGAUUGAUGAGUUGGAUGCUGAAAUAAUUAGCUACAUUUGACUACAUACUCAUGACUGUCUGUAGGUGCCUUUCAUCCUCUGGCUUCUGUUUUCAAAAUCAAGUCUGGCACACCCAGUUUUAUAGCCAUAGCACUCCCAGGUACCCCCAAAGGCCACUGCAGCAUGGAGAGUUUGCUCUGCUAUCAAGUGUUCUAUGAGCAAUCAUCUGCUCAAGUAGACAUUGAAGAACCAGACAGCAUGUGAAGAACCAGACAGCAUGUUUGUUACUUUGCCUUGGAAUGUCCUAGGUUUUCUAUCUGGGGAGCUGUUAUCUCUGGCAAACUUGACAGUAAUCAAUUACCUAGACAGCCCUACUUUACAUCUUUUUUAAGUCAACUGGGUGUCCCCUCACACACCCUGUGCUGGUGUUUGAAAAAUUUAUCUUGUUUUUCUCAAAUGUGUUUGACAGCCAUGCUGAUGUGCUGGGUGCCGAACCACUUCUCUGUAAUUGUAGCAUCAAAAUGACAACAGCAGCAGAGCAGUGAACCUUGCACAAUCCUCUAGCAUGCCUGAGACAAGACUCCAACAAGUAAUAAUUAGCUUUUUUCCUACUUUACCGCCUACAGUACUUGUCUUAAGAGCUUCCCAAAGCAGAGCAAGCGGCCAUAAUAGAGAAUCUAGACAUCCCUCAGAACCAACCCUUGCUGAAUAUGCUCUCUUCGUGCAAGUACCUAUAUUCUGGAGAGGAAAAAUGUUGGUUGUAAAGUAAUACUGGAACAAAGAGAACGAUACUAAGUAACUUUGGAAUUUUUUUUUUAAGAGAGAUAAAUGUAGCUCAUAGUUUGGGGGUAAAGUCUGUCAGAAAAAAAUGCACAACUGUUAUUUUUAUUAAAGUUUUACAGAACACUACUGUGGAAAGUGGAAAGACUUGACAUAGUCAGAGACCAUGUAAGGGUAGCAUUUAGAAUGAUGUCAAAAUUCCCUUCAGUGUAGUUAGUGAUAACUAGAUUAUUUAUCAUCAAGAUGUCAGAAUUACCUGGAGCAGUUCUGAACAGACUGAGACAUUCGACAGCAUUCAAUAGUGGUCAUUUCUACAAAGUCAUCCAGAAAGACACCUGCAAGCAGCUUCCUUGGGUAUCCAGGUGCCAGGGUCAAUCGUGUACCUUUUCGAAGAAGUUCGUCUAAUGAUCCUGAAGUAUAUAUGUAUGAUUAUGUGUUUGUGUAUGUGUAUGUACAGUGUGCAUUGAUAUAUGUACAGAUGUAGACUGUAGAGACCCACAUAAGCCAGCAGCUGGUGAAUCCUUAUAGCCUUUAAGAUUCAGAGGCUGAGAAUUAGAAAAACAAGACAGGCUGUUGAUUAACUAUCAAAAUAAAGAUAUAAAUUAAGUGCCACUUUACAACUUUGUUCAUAUUUAUCAGAGUUACUAUCUACAUCUGUAUUCCUUAUUAACUUAUUAAAAUUCAUGUUGAAAAAGAUCAAGUUCAUAUACCUUUAGUAGCUAAUAUUAGGCUAGUGUUCACAAGCACUCUAAAGACAUUUUAUCUGUAUUUUGGAGAAAAAAAUUUGCAUGUUUAAUUCAUAGUUUAGGCUACCUUUGAGUAUACUGUAAAGUGCUGUGUGAUAUCUUAUCAAUAAAGUACUUAUAAAAUGGCACUUUGAUGUUUUUCUCAAAACCAUAAAUAAUGCAGUUAUUAAACUUCAGUUCAGUAUUGAAUAUUGACUGGUGUGUAGAAUCCAAUUUCGUAAUUACAAAUCUGCGCUUAGAAUAGAACUUUUUUCCUGUUAUUAGUACAACAGUUUUGCCAUGUUCAGGCUUUAAAAAAAAUAAUUGUGCUUUUGGGUCACUAAGCAUAUCUGUAAUGAGAAUACAAAUUCUGUUGAAUGGCCUCUGAAACUUAGGUUGGUUUAUGUGACAAUCCCUUGAAAUGAAUGGAAGUAUGAUUUUUGAAUUAAAUGACUUUUCCAUGUGA